AGAGGAGCAGCGGCAAUCAGCAAGUGCAGGGCGUUCUCCAGCGRUACAAAAGCCUCUCCUGUGUGAGCYAGAGCUCAGAGCAGUGCAGGGAUGUGCAGGUGUGUGUACACAUAGCGAGGCAAGGUGCGAAUAUCCUCUCAGCCAGAUCAUCUCUUGCUCAACUCCUCGGCCCUGUGCAGCCCAGCAGAGCUUUUGCUUUUCCUUUCAYGGCUCAUCUCCAAACAUGCCUCCAGAGCAGACCUUCUGAGGAGCUUCUGCCURAAAACAGCUUCUCUCCAAGAAGAGGUGGUGACGAGCAGCAUGGUGGGGAUAAUGGCAAUGAGGACGUGGAUUGAGCCCGUGGUGGSGGGUUCCCAAGUGGCCAGUGCCUUCUACGACACGGCCCUGCUGCUGGUGGUGAAGAACUACUACAACCAGACCAACAGCACUGCUCCCUCCCAGGCACUGGAAGAUGCUCAGCAGAAGGCUGUAUCUAAUUUCUACAUCAUCUACAACCUAGUWCUGGGCCUGAGCCCGCUGGUGUCAGCCUACGGCUUGUCCAAGCUGGGGGACAGGAUGCAUCGGAAAAUCCCCAUCGGCAUCCCUCUCCUUGGUUAUUUGGGCUCCAAAACUCUCCUGCUCCUCGUGAUCCUGCUGGGCUGGCCAGUGGAGGUGAUGUACGGGGCUGCUGCCUUCAAUGGGCUGACAGGAGGCUUCACCACRCUUUGGGCAGGAAUCAUGGCUCUGGGAUCCCUGGGCUCCUCCGAGAGCAGGAGGUCCCUGCGGCUCAUCAUYAUUGAGCUGGUGUACGGCCUGGCUGGCUUUCUGGGAAGCAUGGCUUCUGGCUACCUCUUUGUUGGCUUCAGUGACCACUAUCGAGAAGGCACCGUGCUGGUGUGCUGCAGCAUUGCUUGCUAUGCUUUCUGUCUCCUCUACAGCAUUUUUGUGCUCACAGUCCCCAAGCCAGCAGCUUCCUGCCCUGCCAAAGCCAAGGGUGCAGAGGAGGUGGGUGGUCAGCUACCAGCCCACACAGAAGCAGCAGCAGCAGGGAGUUCCCAGCCUUCAGAGAGCAGCAUCUCCACUCGAGUAUCCCCCUCCAAACUCACCAUCAUCCUGCUGUUCGUGGCAGCAAUCCUCUAUGACUUUGCUGUGGUCGGUGCAAUGAAYGUGCUCCCGCUGUUCUUGCUCAGGGAACCUUUAAGUUGGAAUGCUGUGGAGAUCGGCCAYGGGAAUGCCGCCGGAUAUGUGAUCUUUGUCACCAGUUUCCUAGGGGUGUUCGUGUUCUCCAGAUGCCUGAGGGACGUUACCAUGAUCAUAAUAGGAGUAGUAUCGUUCAGCGCUGGCAUCCUCAUCAUGGCCUUCGUGCAGUGGACGUUCCUGUUCUACAUUGCACGGGCAGUGAUGCUCUUCGCCCUCAUCCCCUUACCAACCAUCAGAUCCAUGUUGUCUAAGCAUGUCGAAGGAUCAUCCUAUGGUAAGGUGUUUGUCCUGCUGCAGCUCUCKUUAGUCACCACGGGAGUAGUGACAUCUACAGUCUACAACAAGAUCUAUCAAAACACACUGGACUGGUACAGUGGCUUCUGCUUCAUUUUGUCUUUUCUAGUUGGCUGCCUGACUCUCGUUCCUUUAAGCUUUGUGGCCAUCAAACAACAGUCAACCACUGGCUCCCUUCAGAUUCUGACUGAGUAACAGAGGCAUCUUUUGGUCCUUACCAACCUCUACGAMCGUGGAACAUUUGACAAGCAUUAGUCUUUACAGUUGCCAACACUGCAGAAUGUACAGCAUUUGUAUUUCAAUUUCACAGCAUGCCCCAGUCUCUCAGCCACUAAGCUUGCUCAGAAAGUGUUUUUUGCCUUGUUAUUUCUGCAGUACCUCAUCUUGCAGAGAUUGGCUAUUGCACACUAGCAGUCCUCAGAGCAUCCUGCUUUUUGCUAGGCUGGCUAGCAGUACCAAAGAGGGACAGGAAUACAGGCUAGAAAUGAAAAUGGCAUUUCUAGACACAUCUCUCAGUGUGGAACAGGGAAAGCAGAUUGAUUUUUCAUUAGUUUCUUCUGUCUGUUCACUCGGAAACCUCAGGGCAUUUCUUUGACUUUGGCUGAUGAAACAGGGAGCUGCAAGCCACAUGCCAUGUGCACAGGGCCAUCAGCAGGACACAGCAGCUCUCCACCUGCUACAGAAGAUGUGAUUAGCCCAGCCAAUUAAUGUUACAUAAAAGACCAUUAAACAGGAAAUACCACCAUAAAAAUAUGUAAGAUGAACACAAUUUUUGUAAUCCCUACAAUAAAACACCCUUGAAUGGAUGUUCCAGACCUUGACUUCUGUGAGAUUGUCCCACUGUCCCUGGACAGCACUUUCACAGAGCUCAUGCAAGGACUAAGGCUCAACAGCUAAUGCUGGUGUUUCAGCUCACCACCACAAUGUGUUACUCUUGCAAAGGUUAAGAACAGGUAAGCACAGCACACAGUUCCAACAGGCUUUUUGGAGGUGCAGGGACACUGAUACCACAUCACAGUCACCUUUUUACCUCAGCUUUAAUCUGGGUUGGAAAGGAACCUCAUACAAUACAGCAACUAGCAUGWGAUGAUGUCGCAUAAACCCAAACAUGAGUCAAAAGUCUGGCAUCUCACAAAGAUGUAUCUGCUUACGUGCUAAUUGAACUAAGAAGGAUUAAAUGGCUUCCAAAGUCCGGGACUAAGUAAAGGGAAUUUAAAAGCCCUUCAAUAGCUGAAAUAAUCUGGAUGCAAAUCAGGCAGCUUCAGUUCAAGACAGGCAUGUAGUAGGUGGAAGCUGGCUCAUCACURCACAACUCUUGCUCUGAGCAAGUUGCUGCCACCCUGUCCACCACAUAUACACAAUCCUUCCUCAGCUCCUUCACUUGCAGUACCAGAAGUAAUGCAGCAACAGGUCAAGUGGCUUCUAGUUAAAUCAACUGUGAAGUGAGAUUUUAGGAGAAAGGUAUUUCUGCAGUAAGAUAAGUGAGCUGC
Messenger RNA from Malurus melanocephalus (red-backed fairy wren), 2963 nucleotides. RefSeq names its product solute carrier family 46 member 2 (gene SLC46A2). Gene Ontology annotation, biological process: transmembrane transport. The transcript is spliced from 4 exons. Gene Ontology annotation, molecular function: transmembrane transporter activity. NCBI's taxonomy places the organism in Eukaryota, Metazoa, Chordata, Aves, Passeriformes, Maluridae. The record is from RefSeq and is a predicted model, not a curated record. Bases 301 to 1668 code for a protein of 455 amino acids. Gene Ontology annotation, cellular component: membrane.